Molecule: messenger RNA, 1515 nt
Organism: Penicillium verhagenii
Lineage: Eukaryota; Fungi; Ascomycota; Eurotiomycetes; Eurotiales; Aspergillaceae
Exons: 3
Coding region: 1-1515 (504 amino acids)
Source: RefSeq, a predicted model, not a curated record
AUGCCUCCAGACGUAACGAGACCUGGGAAAAGACACAGACAGUCUGUUUUCACGGAAGAUCUACCAUCAGCAAAAAGAGUACGAGAAAAUCCUGUUACCACUGGUAAAGACCAGGUCCCACCAAAGAAAACGAAAGCUCGAGUCGAGCCUUCUGGUAAAGCGCCGGUUAAGACUUUGCCGGUUGCCGAUGGCACGGCUAAAGCGAAACCAAAGAAAAAGAAGUUCGAUGCCAAUCCAGUGGUUGACGCACUCAGGAAGGCCGUGGUGAUCACUGGUGGCAAGAAAAAAUCCCAAGGUAAAAGAAAAGAAGCUGGAGCUGGGCCUGGGCCUCUUUUCAAGACUGGGGCGCUCCCAGCGCCAGGUGCGGUUCCAAAAGGAGUGGUCAAGAAAGGCGACGAUAUCUUUGAGCCGGGUGCGCUUGAAAAAGCACUGGAAAAGAUGAAAAAGGAAGGAGAAGAGCAGGAUUCUCCGCCUACUCCGCCAGAAGUUAAACCUCUCCAGAUUGUGACAAAGAUUGACGAUGUUCAUAAGGGUAUUAGAGACAAGGAGGUUGGAAAAUUCACAAUCGAGUUUCUUUUUCUAUCAGAGGCGGACAAUGGUGACAUAGACAAUCACACUGUUGCUAGGCUUACUUUCAAGGACAUUGAAAAGGAAGACUCUGAGUAUGCAAAUGCUGGAACCAGGGGCGUGGUGAUUGACUGGGCAGCCAAAACGGGUGCCAAAAACGCUACGUAUAACGCUGGCGAACUGGAGGUGAAACCCUUCUCGUAUGAGGGCAUGCACAAUAAGGGGGUAUUUAGCUUUGAUAUCCCAAUCAAACCUGACACGGUCAAGACAGUGCAGCAUUUCCUGAAUGUCCUACUUAGUCAUACUUUCAUCCCAUGUGCAUUUAAUGUCACAUCGCGAGGUCUGUUGGGCUGCAAGGAUUUCCAGUCUCAAUAUGUCUAUCGUCUGAAUCAAGCUAACAUCCUCAACAUCCCGGAUGCUGACGCUGCUGUGGUUUACGGUCAUUUCAAUCUCAAUUACAGAAAGAGAAAUCCGAAGACGAAAAAAAACCCUUGCGGUUAUGCUGUAUUCAACUCUGUUUAUUUUGGGAAGCAUGUGAAAAUUGAACAUGUCGAUUAUAUGGCAGAACGUAAAUACUUCAACCAACUGGAAGACGAGGCAGCAGCAGGUGUAGACCCACAUACUAGCAAAAUCUCGGAUGCAGACUCCGAGGAGCAUGCUCUUCCAGGUCCUGGUCCUCCUGCAUCUCCAGUCAUUCCCCCUCCAGGUCCCGCUCCUCCUGCAGUCCCUGUUCCUGUGCCAGUCAUCCCUCCACCAGCCCCUCUUCCUCCGGCCCCUGUUCCCCCAGCCCCUGUUCCUGGCGAUGGCGGCCAUCAUCGCUCUAUAAGUCAAUGGGCUAAAGAAAAAAGGACCGAACUCAAGGGUACCGGGACUAAAAUUAAGCGGAAAUUUCAAGAUAAAAAGAAACGGUGGGAAGACCGAAGAAAACAAGGGGGAGCUGGAGCCUAA